UUUUGGGAGCCUCUGAAAAUGCCUUUGUUGUUGGGUCCUAGUUUAGCAGCUUGCAGCAUCCACAGCAACCAUUUUGUCAGGCGAGCAUGUGACAAAAGGGGUUAAACACAGAGUGGAGGGUUCAGACACAGAAAUGAGAGCCAGUAUGAAGACAAGUGUGCGCCUUAAUACCCUUCGACGCUGCAGCUAGUGGCCUGAAAUUGAGAUGCAAGUCACGGCACAAUAAAACUGGUGUUGGAAGAACUGCCGUGAUGAAUGAGACCACAGGCUAUGUGGGAAUUACCACCACCUACAAUGGUAGCAACAUCACUGGUAAUGGCAGCAUGGGCAUCCUGAUCAUACCCAAGCCCUUGAACAUAGCCAUUAAUAUUUUGACUGUGAUCAUCCUCUUCAUCACCAUGAUUUCCCUCGGCUGCACGAUGGAGAUCUCCAAAAUUAAGGCCCAUCUUCUCAAACCAAAAGGGGUAGCCAUUGCGCUGCUGGCCCAGUUCUGCGUGAUGCCCCUCACUGCUUUUUCUUUGACCAAAAUCUACCAGAUGGAUCCCAUUAAGGCAAUAACCGUGCUCAUCUGUGGCUGUUGUCCGGGAGGAAGCUUAUCUAACAUUCUUUCCUUCUCAGUAAAAGGUGACAUGAACCUCAGCAUUGUCAUGACAACUUGCUCCAGCAUCGCCGCGCUAGUUCUCAUGCCUCUGCUGCUGUACAUCUUCAGCCACGGCUUUACAGGUGUGAAAAAUGCUGUUCCUUAUGUUGGCAUCAUCACCACCCUCGUGUUUACCCUGGUGCCUUGUGCUCUUGGUAUUUUGAUCAACCACUACAAGCCAAAUUACUCCUCAACUGUAACAAAAGUUGGUCUCAGCAUCCUGAUAAUAGCCACCAUCAUACUCUCUGUCCUGUCUGGUCUCGCUGUAAAGGAUGUGAUGUGGAUGAUCCUCAUGCCGGACCUCCUGGCUGUGGCUGCACUCAUGCCUCUGAUUGGUUUUACGCUGGGAUACGUCGUGUCAGUCAUUUGCGGACUAUGUCCACGAUACAGCAGAACAAUCUCCAUGGAGACAGGGUGUCAAAACAUCCAGCUGUGCACCACCAUUCUUAAGGUGGCCUUUUCUCCACAAGCCAUUGGACCCUUGUUUUUGUUCCCCUUGCUGUACAUCACAUUCCAGUGUGCAGAGGCCCUCCUCCUGGUGUUGUGCUUCAGAUGUUACCAAACAAUCAGGGCGCCACACAGGGGGUCCAAACAGAUACGAGAGAGUUGAUACCAAACACGAAGGAGUGAAGCAGCCAUGAACUGCAGCGAGAACAAGACGCUGUCGAAGAGAAGUAAUUAAAAAGGUGUGCCGUGAUUAGAAUUUGUGAAGAACUGGCCAAAGCCUUGGCAGCCAAACAUUCCUGAUGUGACGGCUAAAGCGUUUUUAUAUUUUCACAAAUGUUGAACUGUGUAAACGUUAUCAAAAAUAAAAGAAAAAUUUGGAUUGG
This is a messenger RNA of Fundulus heteroclitus (mummichog), 1470 nucleotides long. RefSeq names its product sodium/bile acid cotransporter. Gene Ontology annotation, molecular function: bile acid:sodium symporter activity. Gene Ontology annotation, biological process: bile acid and bile salt transport. Lineage: Eukaryota; Metazoa; Chordata; Actinopteri; Cyprinodontiformes; Fundulidae. Bases 252 to 1250 code for a protein of 332 amino acids. The transcript is spliced from 6 exons. The record is from RefSeq and is a predicted model, not a curated record. Gene Ontology annotation, cellular component: membrane.